This is a messenger RNA of Beta vulgaris subsp. vulgaris (sugar beet), 1051 nucleotides long. Its product is annotated as two-component response regulator-like APRR1. The coding region runs from base 1 to 765 and encodes 254 amino acids. Gene Ontology annotation, biological process: regulation of flower development. The record is from RefSeq and is a predicted model, not a curated record. Gene Ontology annotation, molecular function: protein binding. The transcript has 3 exons. Gene Ontology annotation, cellular component: nucleus. Lineage: Eukaryota; Viridiplantae; Streptophyta; Magnoliopsida; Caryophyllales; Amaranthaceae.
AUGUACGGUCAAAAUAACAGUUCUUACUAUGAUCAUUCCUCUGAUAGCAUCAACCAAAACUACCCUUCCAGUUUAUCACCUCUGUUAGUCCAGUCUCUUGUAGGCGACUUCGACUCUAUCAAUGAAGCUUUCAUGCUCACAAACGCCAACGCGAAUACAAGUGCUGGGAGUGGGUGUACUACUAGUAGUUACAUAGGCUCGCCAAAUUCACCUCUAAGCUGUACUAGUAGUCAUCACCCACCAAAUGCUACUGCCACUUUGAUGCAGCGAAGCUUAAGUAACCACUCACUCCACAAAAACGGGUUCUAUUUGCCUGAUUCUUCUCCCGCCAGCCUUCACGACCUGGAAAUGGGCCAAGUGAGACGGGUCUUUAGCACAGGUGAUUUGGAACAGGGAGCCAAAGCUCUACGCCACCAACAUCACCACCCAGUAGGAAGUCCGUUGGCAAAUGAAAGUGCGAGCAUUAUUAUUGAAGGUAUGACAAAGGCAUGUCGCUACAGUCCUGAGGAGAAAAAAGAAAGAAUUGAGAGGUAUCGCAGCAAGAGAAGCCAAAGGAACUUCAACAAGAAAAUUCAGUAUGCAUGCAGGAAGACAUUAGCUGAUAGCAGGCCAAGAGUUAGGGGUCGAUUUGCAAGGAAUGAUGAAAUCGAACAGCCUGAAUUUCCAGACCUACAAUGGAAUCAAAUGGCAGGUGAAGAAGACGAAGAAGAUGAAGGGCAGUGGAUUCAUCUCCUGAACUCCCUUUCAGCCAAUUUGGUUCCAUGAACGACCAUUAGCAGUUAGACUGUCCAAAAAAAAGGCAAUAUUAGUUUCGCCUUCUGCUUUGUAGACUUACGUGUCAGACAUGGUCUUUAAUCUUAGGAGUCCAUCAUGUAUAUGAUUUCGAUGGGUGAAAUAUUCCUAUGUAUUCUGAUCCUAGAAUUGUUAAGGGUUCAAAAUAGUUCGCAUAGUACAUUGCAUGAGAGGGUCAUGCAAGUAAAGAUGUCAGUGUACACCAUUUUGAAUGCCCCAAUCAAUUCAGAAAUUGUUUAAGGAGUUCUUCCCACUUCUU